GUCCUCCCAAUGCGGGGGCUCUGUGGAUAGGCUCUGGCUACGCCGUGGAGAAAACGUGCAUUGAUCCCGUGUGGUGUGAGCGACAAACAAAUCCGAGCAGCGAGCCGCGGUGACAGGCGGUGAGGCUGCUGCAUCCACACGGCAGUUCCCGAUUAAUAGAGGGAUUCAUGGGUGUACGCAUGCAUGCUUUAAUGAGUGUGUGCAGAUAUCUGGCGCUGCUGGACGGUUUUCGAGGAUUUAAAAGCGGACUGAUCGAGCUGUGGACCCACUGAGGCUCUGCCCCCCAGACCGACUCCCCGCGUCCCUGCAUAUGUUUCCUGGCAUGGCAUCAUUCUCUCUGCUAAUUCAUCAAAGGAUUAAUUGAUCAAGUCCCGUUUUGGGUCCUCAUGGUGCUUGAAGGCAGGGACAUGGACGGGAUCGGGAACACCAUGCAGAAGAAGGCUGCAGAGCUGGAGCGGCUCGCCGAGGUGCUCGUCACCGGGGAACAGCUCAGGCUGCGGCUCCAUGAGGGGAAGGUGAUCAAGGACCGGAGGCACCACCUUCGAACUUACCCGAACUGCUUUGUUGCCAAGGAGCUCAUUGAUUGGCUGAUCGAACACAAGGAGGCCUCCGAUCGAGACACGGCAAUCAAGAUCAUGCAGAAACUUCUGGACCAGAGCAUCAUCCACCACGUGUGUGACGAGCACCGGGAGUUCAAAGACAUGAAGUUGUUUUACCGCUUCAGAAAGGACGACGGCACGUUUCCGCUGGACAGUGAAGCCAAGGUCUUCAUGAGGGGGCAGAGGAUCUAUGAAAAACUAAUGAACACAGAGAACAACCUUUUACAGACCAGGGAGGAGGAGGGCGUUUCGUUUGAGAGGACGCUGGUGGCCUCGGAGUUCAUCGACUGGCUGCUGCAGGAGGGCGAGAUGGCGACCAGGGAGGAGACGGAGCAGCUGGGGAGGAGGCUCCUGGAACAUGGCAUCAUCCAGCAUGUCACCAACAAGCAUCACUUCAUCGACGGGCCGCUCCUCUUCCAGUUCAGGAUGAACUUUCGGCGACGGCGGCGGCUGAUCGAACUUCUUCACGAACGCGGACGCAGCAUCCCAGAGAGCCACGACAGCCCCUUCUGUCUCCGCAAGCAGAACUCAGACGGAGGAAACACCAGCUUCCUCUCAGUGAGCCCGACCAAAGAGAUAAAAGUGGCGGUGGGAGUUCGUCGCAGCAGCAUGAGCAGCAGCUGUGGCAGCAGCGGUUAUUACAGCAGCAGCCCGACGCUCAGCAGCAGCCCGCCGGUCCUCUGCAACCCCAAAUCUGUUCUCAAGAGACAAGUGAGUCCAGAGGAGCUGCAGACACCAGGAGGACCUUUUAUAAAGAAGACAUUCACAAUCGUUGGUGAUGCUGUAGGCUGGGGCUUCGUGGUGCGAGGCAGCAAACCCUGUCACAUCCAGGCUGUGGACCCUGGUGGACCUGCAGCUGCUGCUGGCAUGAAGGUUUGUCAGUUCGUGGUGUCGGUGAACGGACUGAACGUUCUCUGUCAGGACUACCGGAACGUCAGCAGCCUGAUCCUGAACGGACCGAGGACAAUCGUCAUGGAGGUGAUGGAGGAGGUAUAAGUUUGAUAAGGGCUGCUGGAGAAAAUGCUCCUAAAAACAGUAGUGUAGUAAUAAUGUGGGGACGAGAAGGUUUCAGACUUAACCUUUAAACCACAGCAGCAGAUGGAUGACUCGAACUCUCUCACGGUUUGGAGAAGGUAGAUGAAUAAAACACGUUAAUGAAUGAGUGAUUCAACGCUCGGAGGAAACAUGCAGGUUGUACGAGAUUUUUGUUUCUUUGAAUUUAAAGGCACAAAUGUGGGAAAGUGCAAGAGCCAGCACUUCCACAGACAGAUCCUGCAAAGACUCGCAGUCUAAAUGAGGGCGCCCCAGACUUCAUGAAUGGAGAGGAAAAACUGCAUUUUGUGUUUGAACUGAAUCAUGAGAGUGUUGGAAGGUGUCAGAGGACAUGAAGAUAAAUUUUCGUGAUUAGAAACCUGGAGAUGAACAAGUGAAACUGUGCGAAUCGGGAAGAGUGUUUCACGGAUACGUCUAGCCACGAAGGAUCCUGGUGGUUCCACACUGCCCUCUGCUGGGAAGAACAGGAAGACACAGGAAGACUCGCUUUACUUCAUAGAUUCUUUGGUUUCGAAGUAUUUCGGUGUUUGUUUCCCUGUUUGAAGAACCACCGUAUUAAAUGGAAAACAGAAAAAUUCUACCAUUUGCCUGUAAAAACCUAAAUACGAACUAAAUUAAAGCUGAGGUACAUUUAUGCUCAGCUGCUAGGAGAGUUUGCAAUGAAAAAAACUGUAUUAUUAUUAGGCACAAUGUAUAUAAGACAAACUUUUACAUACGACACGGUAAAGAAGCCCUGCUUUAUAAAAUGGGUGAAGUCUCAUUAGAAGAUCUUGUGAACAACUUUAAUCUAUAAAAAGUCUUGUUUUUUCUAAGAGGAAACCGCAUAUACAGAGUAAGAACUCAUUAUUUGUAAGAGUUUGUUUAACAGAAUAACUCGGACAGUAAAAUAUUCCUUCAGUUGCUCUUACUGGGAAGUUUUUCUUAGAAAUGCUGCAUUUCUUGCUUGAAAAAAAACCCACAACAAUGCAAUAUAAUAUAUGUUCUUUGGUUUCAGCCAGGGUACUUAAGUGUUGAGGAACCAACAAAAAAAUUCUACUCCUUUGCCUGUAAAAACCCCAAAGCUGAGGUAGAUUUAUGCUUAGCUGCUAGGACAGUGUCAGCGAUGAAAAUACAGUGAAAAACUACAUGAUUAGGCACAAUGUAUAAAGUAAAGAUUUAUAUACAGGAAAAGUGAAGAAGCCCUACUUUUAAAAAAAAAUGUUGUUUCAUGGGUGAGAUCUCAUUAGAAGGUCUUGUAAACAGCUUAAAUCUAUAAAAAGUCUUGUUUUUUCUAAGAGGUAACCUGACAUACAGAACAGAAACCUCAAAAAUGACACAAGAUGUUGCUAUUUGUUAGAGUUUGUUUAAAAGCAUAACUCUGAUGAUAAAUUUUGCAUGUUAUACUUUCUCUCUGGAUGCUUUUAUUAGAAUUUUUUCUCAGAAAUGCUGCAUUUCUUGCUUUAAAAAACACAAAAAUACACUCAGUGUGUUCCAUACCAGCAGCAAAGUCCUACAAUAUAAUUAAAGUUGUGCUUACCAAGCAGCCUUGUUGAAAAAUUUUAAUUUAAGCAGCAAAAAGCAGAUUUUAUUGACCUUUUACUAUCGAUUUAGGCUUGAGAUGAAUAUUAAAGAGUAAAAUGAUUGUACAAGCACUUAAUUGACAAAAGCACUUGAGUGAGAAAAGUUUUCCUUUCUGGAAUUAAAGCAGAUUUAAUAUGUAGAUGUACUUACAUAUACUGUAUAUAUAACUUGUGAAUUACAAUCGGACUUCCCUAAUUUGAGACGAAUAAAGAAGAACCUCCUGCUUGCUCUAUGGAAGUAAAGACUUUCCAAACAGGCAAAAUCAUUUUGAGAAGACUGAAAAUGUCAAAAUGUGCACCUGUGUUUCUUCUUCUUUUUUUAUUUGCAAUGGCAGCAAAAUAACAGCUGCACAGAUCUAAAUAUUAAAUCAAUAUAAUUAAAGAGAUCAUUUCUUUCAAAAUCACAUACUUGCUCACUUACCUCUACUGGUGUCCAUCUUAUUAUAAGGUGGAUGGAAAAGAAGAUUAUUUUUGGUUAUCAUAGAGGGGAAAAAAAAAGACUCUUCCUUGCAAAAUCAGUUUGAAAUGUUUUAAAUUUCUAUGGAGAAAUGCCUUCUACUGCAGCUUUUGUUCAUGUUAUAACCCUGUCAUUGCUGUGAGCACCUCAAACAAAAUGUAAUUUAAUUGAACUGUCUGAUUUUCUGGAUACAAGUAGAGGUAAAUGAUAAUAUUUUUAAUUUAAAGUGCUUCACAGUUUUAGUGAAAUGAGCCUUUUAAAGGAAAUCGCUGCUUAGAUUAACUCGAAGUUAACCAGAUUAGAGCAGGCUUAAAGUUCUGCUUUUAGACUCUGUCAUCAUGUGCUUAGACAUCCUAGCAUGAACAGAUUAUAUUUGAAUCUACGUUUUAUUAAAAAAGAAGCGCAUGGAUAAGGGAUUGUCAUAUUAUUCAUCCAGUAUGUGUUUGUAAUCCUGAGUAGCACUUGUUUACUUGUUUGUUUAAGCCAAAGCUCCACUGCCUGUUUAACUGGAUAUACAGUUAGUUUAGUCCUGAAGUGAAAUUAUUACUGAAACCUUAAACACAGAUGCAGUAAACUGAGUGUUUCUACUCAAAAAUGAAUAUAAUGUAUGUCCACCAAGUCUUUAUUGCCAAACUGUAGAAUGAUUUGUCACAGUAAACUGCCUCCUAAUGUGUCCUAAGUGAGUUUAUUGGUGGACAUUUUCUAGUUUUUCCUCGCUAUAUGUAGAUUUAUUGGGCAGAUAAAUGCAUGGGUGCUGUAAAUAUGUGCUUAUGUAGCUUUACCUUCUAAUCCACAGCACUUGUUCAGUGUGUUGAUUAGUUAAACUGAGUUAUCUGACAAAUCAUUUCAGAUGUAAAGUAGAUUUGGGCGUUUAAAACAUUUCCACGUGUUCUGCACGUUACCGGAGGGGUGUACUAGGAAUCAAGGUUCAACACAGCCCGGCUUUCUUUGUGUUAGCUGGAUCGACUAAACCUAAUACAGAGAGAUGAUGGAAAUCAAGGUGACGGUUGUCAACUUUUUUUGUUAGUCCAAGGUUAAUUAACAAGUGCGCGCUCCACGAAAGGAGGCAUCAUUUACUCUUCUUUAAAUAAACAUAUGAUGUGUAGUAGAGAGCUAUGAAGAACAUAAAAGCUUUAUUAGGACAAAAAGCAACACUGUUACUGGCAAUAAGGGGAAAAAGAGGAAUGCAAAUUGUUAAUUAUGUAAGUUGUUAUGGACCCAAUUAUUUUACCUCUCAGUGCUUGUUGCCUAUUUCUAAUGGGACAGCAGCAAUUAAAGCACUUAAACAGUAAAAUAAUGCAUUUAAACAUGAUGCUCAAGUGUCUUACACAGUGGGAAAUGUUUAAACCACCUUAGGUUUUAUUCAAAUCAAAGUGAAAUUAUUGGUGAUUUAAUAUAUCCAUAAUUAAUACCACAAGACUUAUCAAAUUUCUAAUCUAUUAGUUGCAGUAGCAGCAGUGUACAAUGGACUUUGCAGCCAAUCAGAGCCAAGCACUAAAACAUUUUUGCACAUUUUCUGCAUUACUGAGUAAUCGAGCAACACAGAUCUUGAGCUGCAUUUAAGCACUGAGCCACUUUAUAAUUAGUUAUCUUGAGAAGUCCUUACUAAAUAUUUGCAGAGGCGAGUUGUGUGUGCACAGAAGUGACUCUCUUUUUUUUUUUUUUUUUUUUUUUUUUUUUAAAAAGGUGCAUUUUCUGCAUCACCGCUUGAAUUUGUCUCGGUUUCCAUGGCGACACAGCUACAUAGCUUUGUCAAGUGGUGUUACUAAAACUUAGAGGCAAACAAGUAUAUCACUUAAACAGAAUAUCGUCUGAAAAGCAAAGGAUUGCCUCUUACAGCUGAUGUACUUCCAAUAUUCUGAAAAUAAUCCUCUGAAGCAGGUUAGCUGUGCAGCAUCAGUUACCAUGGUGAUACAGCAGAUAUUAAAAGUUCAGAUUUUCGUUGCUAUCUCCUUAAUCUCGCUUCCUAGUACACCUCCCAGGAAAAAGACUGUUCUAGAAUAUUUUCUAAUAUCCUCUGGUCGACUCUGAUGAGCUUUUGUUUCAAGUUUCUGAUCUCAAGAGUCCACUCAUGUUGUUACAUGGAUGAUGCCAUACAAUGUACUGUUAAUACUGUGCUGAAAGAUUUACUGUGUAUGAAGAAAAGAUGCAACUUUCUAAUUAUGCUUCAAUACUUUGCUCAUAUGUUCAGUUCCAUGCAGCCAUUCAACCUGUUUCAACAGAAGUUAAAACACACACAGAACACACAGUUUUUUUCAUAAAUAGAGAUGUCAUUAAGCUUUAACAUGGUUUUUCUUAGCAGUUUUCAGCUCAGUAUUUGUGCCAGGUUAAAGACUUACGAUUCUGAUAAAGGAGAUGUCGUGUGUUUGUCUGAUGGCAGUUUGUAAAGUUGGGGGAAGAGUUCAGGAUGUUCCCAGUUGGGUUUUGGGGAACAGAAAUAUGCAGUGUGUAUGUUAAAGCCUUGAAGGGGUUCCUUGUGUUGGGUUGGCUGAAAACGGGUUCACUGACUGUUAAAGUGAAAGUUUUUGCCUUAACACCUUAUUUUUGCUGCUAAUCACAGUCGGUGGUCGGCCGAUCGCCCGUUCUGUUCUCACCUCAUGCUGACCGUGCUUCAGUUCUAUUGACAAUCAGUGUUUUUACCACCUUCAAACAGCACAACAGUGGUUUGAAAAGCAAUGAUCCCACAGAAUGUAUUUCACCGCCGUCUUCUACUACUGUUCUCGGUUUUUGUACUCGGACUUUAAUGACUCAUGUGUGACUAAAGGGAUUCUGUGGCUUCGUGUUCACCUCACGAGGCCCAAACUUUUCAGCAGGUACAGCCGUUUAUUUUUCUCUGCUUUCUUGGAUUGAAUGUUGGGUUAUCAGGACGAUAUAAGCUCGAACUACCGGUCUGUUUUUGACAAAAGCAGCUAAAGCCCAUUGCAAUGUUCUAAUGUAUUAAAAAGUUGAUUAAGUGUUUAAUAAACAAACUGAUUCGA
Molecule: messenger RNA, 6646 nt
Organism: Acanthochromis polyacanthus (spiny chromis)
Lineage: Eukaryota; Metazoa; Chordata; Actinopteri; Pomacentridae
Gene: deptor
Product: DEP domain containing MTOR-interacting protein
Exons: 10
Coding region: 387-1595 (402 amino acids)
Biological process (GO): intracellular signal transduction; negative regulation of TOR signaling
Molecular function (GO): protein binding
Source: RefSeq, a predicted model, not a curated record